UCUCGCCCGCCGCUGCCGGAUUGUGCCGAAGAGGAGGGGGCGUUCCCCAGGCCAUGGCAUCCACAGAAGGUGCCAACAACAUGCCCAAGCAGGUGGAAGUGCGGAUGCACGACAACCACCUCAGCUCGGAGGAGCCGAAGCCCCGGCAUCUGGGGCUGCGCUUGUGUGACAAGCUGGGGAAGAAUCUCCUGCUCACGCUGACCGUGUUCGGUGUCGUCCUGGGGGCAGUAUGUGGAGGGCUUCUUCGCUUGGCAUCUCCUAUCCACCCUGAUGUGGUUAUGUUAAUAGCCUUCCCAGGGGAUAUACUCAUGAGGAUGCUAAAAAUGCUCAUUCUGCCUCUAAUCAUCUCCAGCUUAAUCACAGGGUUGUCAGGCCUGGAUGCUAAAGCCAGUGGCCGCUUAGGCACGAGAGCUAUGGUAUAUUACAUGUCCACGACCAUCAUCGCUGCGGUGCUGGGGGUCAUCCUGGUCUUGGCUAUCCACCCGGGGAACCCCAAACUCAAGAAGCAGCUGGGGCCUGGGCAGAAGAACGAUGAAGUGUCCAGCCUGGAUGCCUUUCUGGACCUUAUUCGAAAUCUCUUCCCUGAAAACCUUGUCCAAGCCUGUUUUCAGCAGAUUCAAACAGUGACAAAGAAAGUCCUGGUGGCCCCUCCGUCAGACGAGGAGAGCAAUGCCACCAGUGCUGUCCUCUCGCUGUUGAAUGAGACUGUGACUGAGCCGCCUGAGGAGACGCAGGUGGUUAUCAAGAAGGGCCUGGAGUUCAAGGACGGCAUGAAUGUCUUAGGUCUGAUAGGGUUUUUCAUUGCUUUCGGCAUUGCCAUGGGGAAGAUGGGCGAGCAGGCCAAGCUGAUGGUGGAAUUCUUCAACAUUUUGAAUGAGAUUGUAAUGAAGCUAGUGAUCAUGAUCAUGUGGUACUCUCCCCUAGGUAUCGCCUGCCUAAUUUGUGGGAAGAUCAUUGCAAUCAAGGACUUAGAAGUGGUUGCUAGACAACUGGGGAUGUACAUGAUCACGGUGAUUGUCGGCCUCAUCAUCCAUGGGGGCAUCUUUCUCCCCUUGAUUUACUUUCUAGUGACCAGGAAAAACCCUUUCUCCUUUUUUGCUGGAAUUUUCCAAGCUUGGAUCACUGCCCUGGGUACCGCUUCCAGUGCUGGAACUUUGCCCGUCACCUUCCGUUGCCUGGAAGAAAAUCUGGGGAUUGAUAAGCGUGUAACCAGAUUUGUCCUACCAGUUGGAGCAACCAUUAACAUGGACGGUACAGCCCUUUAUGAAGCCGUGGCCGCCAUCUUUAUAGCCCAGAUGAAUGGCGUCAUCCUAGAUGGAGGCCAGAUUGUGACCGUAAGCCUCACGGCCACGCUGGCCAGCGUUGGUGCAGCCAGUAUCCCCAGUGCUGGGCUCGUCACCAUGCUCCUCAUUCUGACGGCUGUGGGCUUGCCGACCGAGGACAUCAGCCUGCUGGUGGCUGUGGAUUGGCUGCUGGACAGGAUGAGAACAUCCGUCAAUGUUGUGGGAGACUCUUUUGGGGCUGGGAUUGUCUAUCACCUCUCCAAGUCUGAGCUGGACACCAUUGACUCCCAGCACCGAGUGCAUGAAGAUAUUGAAAUGACCAAGACUCAGUCCAUUUAUGAUGACAUGAAGAACCACAGGGAAAACAACUCCAACCAAUGUGUCUAUACUGCACACAACUCUGUCAUAGUAGAUGAGUGCAAGGUAACUCUGGCAGCCAACGGAAAGUCAGCCGACUGCAGUGUUGACGAAGAACCUUGGAAACGUGAAAAAUAAGGAUAUGACUGUCAGCAAAUUCUUGAAUAAACUCCCCAGCGUAUCUUAUGGUAAAAGAGGAUAUAAACAAGCUUUCUUUGAAAAGAAAAAAAAUACAUAUAUUUCUAUGUUUACUUAAUCUGUUAGCUGAGGCUUAGAGGAUCUGUUGUGAGUCAGUGAUAGGCACGGUGCUGUGUCUUUGCCAAAUAAUGCUUGGUAACCGUCUAAUUUUCUCACUUGUAUUAUUGUUUGAAUGGAUGCUGCUGCAGGAAUCAGUUUGAAUUGAAGACGCGUUCUUGCCAGCUUCCCUUUUCCCUCAAGAUGCAGAACCGUGGAUGCUCUUUUCCCAGGGGACACGACUGAAGCCGUGUGGCACAUUCCAGGGAUUUGGAUUAAUGGGCAGACAGUCAGUGUGUUACUCUUUCCAGUGUUCUCCAUGCCUCACCUUGUAACACACAAGAGAUUCUGUUAGAAGCCUUUAGAAGUAAAUCCCCUUAAAUGUCUUGUAGCAUAUGUCCUUGUGUUGAUUAAAACAAAGUACCCAUCUUAAGGUACAAUUUCUCUUCUGUACACGCUUUAAGUUACAUGGCUAAAUGUUUCAAAGAGAGUCAUAGUGGGAGCCAUAUCUUAAAGGUAGCCGGUUAUGGAACCCACUGAGUCUCUGCUCUACCCCAUCUAGUUUAUGGGGAUAAUUGUUGAAUUUCAAAGUAGGUCUCAUAAUUUGCUCUAAAUUUGAUAAGGGAUUAGGAUGUAAUUUACAUGUAACUUCUGUGUAUAUUGACAAAAGUAAGAGAGCACAGUCAACAUACAUUUUAACCAGAUUCAAAGAUUCAAAUUAGUUUUGUGUUUGGUUUGCAUCACCUGGCAUAGUGAAAUCAAGUGAGAUUAUUCGAUCUAUGCUUCAGUGUCUUUGUUUCGUUCAUACAAUUCUUAUUUGGGUCUCUACCAAAAAAAGACAUUCUUAAUCCCCAAAUUAUUUCAAUCAUAUUCUCAUCAAACUAGAAGGCUUAAUCAUUUUACUCUCCUCACAGAUGGAGGAUAGUUGGGUUGGCUGUGCCUCUUUUAAUACUAAUCUCAUGAUAAAAACAAAACCAAAACACUGUUUGUUAGUUAUCUAAUAUGUGGAAAGCUUUUUGUUAUAUUAUAUCAAAGCACCUAAAACCAGUUACAGGACACAGUUGGAAGCAGAGCCCAUCUUUUCCCCCAGUCUUCUCUGUGGAAAGGAACAGAAAACAAACAUAGGUGCAAAAUCCUAUAAAGGUGACAUUCUUAUGGCAAAGUCAAGGCAGCCUUGAACCAUGAAGUAGGAACAAAGGAUGACUUUACAGAACUUCACAGAUGGAAUCUUCUCAAGGCUGUGGAAGUUUGAGGGAAUACAUAAUAUAAUUGGAAUAGCCCAGUCGGUGCCUUGCAUGCUGUAGGCACCUCCAAGCUACAUUUUUCAAUGUCUGUACUAUCAUUUUCUGUUGAAUAACCCACAGUAUUUUCCUAAGGUUGCUGGCUUUAGGAGUUUUCUGAGGACUUGAGCAUGAAUCAUUGAGAAAUAAAGCACAUUUGACGUGUGUAGAACCUUGGUCCAAUGUGAGAGUAAGGUGUUUAUCUGCGGUCAGCAGAUGGGUGCUGAGAUAUUUAUGAAGAGUCAUAGAGUCCAGAUUUUCUUAGGAGAGGGUGUUUAUGGACAUACAUGCCCUUUAUUACCCACUCCUUGUGACUUUUCUCUUCCAAAUCAGAUACCUUUGGAACACACAAGAGACAUGAGAUUCUAGUAGUUUUGUCUCUUAAGCCCUAGUUGUUUUUGUUUUCUAUAAGAAUCAGUGUUGAGCAGUAUUAAGUAGUUUUUGCUUUUUUUUUUUUUUAAAUACAUUUGUCUUUAUUUUCAUUAGAUGGACAAUUAAGAGGGUGGCAAGGGCAUGCUGAAAUGUAGUAGUGGAAAAUGCAUCCUUUACAGCAGAUGUUGUGGGUCAAAGGGACAGUUCCGGAUUUAACUGUGAAACUGUUAAGGAUCACCAUUAAGUGGUGCUCCCAAGAGCUUUUUUAUGGUGAGGAGAAGGAUUUAGGCAAGGCAUCUAGGAGCUUGUGGUUCUGCUGUUUAACGCCAGGUUAGCACUUUUACACGCUGACAUGUUACUCAAAGGAGUGGUCUCAGGAUCGUCUUCCGAAGACUCUGCCUAAAAGUCUUCCCUGUUUGCUUGUCUUCAGCUUUUUCCUAGUUAUCGAGUUAACCUACAAAUAUACAAGGCGACAGCGUGUUCAGAAGAAACUAGGUGCACAGCUUAACAAAGCAGGUUUUUCAGGUUUGAAACUAUGCAGUAAGUUUCAUGAGAAUAUACUUAGGAAAUCAGUUCAUCCGGAAGUUCAACAAAUCAGUAAAAUAAGCAAUGUCUCAAAUUCAGGACUAGCCUGAAAACCCAGGAUGUAUGUAGAGCUGACGUGUGACUGUGCCCUCUGGUUUUUUUAGGCCUCAUUCAUUCUUCUCAUGCCAUGCCCAUCGGGGUUUUCCUUGCCCAGCAUAUGUGCUAUAAACAGAACAAAUAGAGUCAGAAUAUACCUCUAACAACCUUUUUCUAAACAGGAUAUUAUAACCUGUCAGUUAUAUGCAUAGAUUUAUUUUAAUAGGUCCAACACAAACAUGAAUGCUUGUAACAGUCCAUUCAUGUUUGACCAUGCAUAAAUGUUAUACUUGUAUACAGACAUGGCAGGCCAGAUACAGACACUGCAUCCCUUAAGUUCUGUUAAGUCAGGGCUUUGGCAACACCGUCUUUUAUGAACUCAUUCACUAUUUUUAGGAAUCAGAAUUGUUUCAGGAGAAAACCAACGAGGUAGACUUUUAUUCUCUCCUUUCUCAUUUAUGUCCUUUGGGAAACCCAAGUGGAGUCAUCAUUUGAUUACCUACUACAAUUCAAUGAAUCAAGUCCUAUCAGUGAAAAGAAUCGCUCUCAAGGCAAAGCUUUACCUUAGAUCUUUGAGGAUAUGCCUCCCAUGCAAAGAGCAUCAGACAAUCAAGGCAAUCAUCUAAAUCACACAGAUCUUCAAUAUAAAACUUCAGAUGAUGAGUUUUGAGCCAGGUAGCUGUCAGGUUUGAUUCUUCACUUCCUCUUGUGUGUGGAAACACAACCUAUAGCCUCAUUGCCUGCAGAAGUGGCCAUGUUCCAUAAAAUAUAAAUAUUUACUUCUCUUUACUCAUCAGCUUUGGAUGUUCAGGAAAGUCUAAAGAAAGGUUGCCAAAAUGCCUAGCUUUUGGAUUUGAACUAGUGGAAGCUGAGAAAGGCUUAGGGUAAAUUCAGAUUAUGGGGAGAUGUACUCCUGGUAGGUAAGGUCAGGAAUCCCAAUGACCAGUUGAAUAGAGGGUCUCAGAUCAUUUCCACUCGUGCACAGAGAAAUAUGUCAUUUGCAAGUUUAUAUCUAGUCAAGAAGCCCCUUUGGAGUUGGGUAACUCACCUACUGGAUCCCCAAAAGGAAACCCAAUCCUGCCAUGCUUUUGCAAAUACCACACUUCCCUUUGUUCCCAAUAGCAAAAGUUAUGGUACAAUAUUUCACUUUUGUCUGAAUCAAGGGUUCUGUCUGUGCUAUAUUUUCCAUGCAAAGAAGGUCAGAGAAUUAAGGCAAUCAUGUAGAUAGUACAGAUCUUCAUGAUCUGAACCAAGUAGCUAUUAGAAAUAUGGCAAUGAAUCCAAAUAGGUACCCACAUGCUCAGAGAGAAUACUCCAUAGUUCAGACUCUUGAUAAACAAGCCCCAGCAGCUCUUGCCUGGUGUGAUGACUAAAUGCUCAGAAGUUACACCCAGUGGAGGUGGCUCUUCCCACUUCGCUGCUCUCCAGUGCUUGGGGCCAUACAAUUGUGUGGGUUGCUGGUUUGGCUUUGCUUAUUCUCCAAAUAAAUUCAUUCCAAGCCAAGAAAAAGGAACAAAUGGGAUUUUUCAAUUAUUGUAAUACUUGCUCUUUCAAUAAGAUAUGACAGUCUAGGAGCCUAAAAAGAUUAGGUUUAAAAACAAAAGGCUUGAAGGAAUUCUGAAGUGAGAGUUUUGUAAGUCUAGUUGUCAGAGAAGAUAAAUGGUCUCAGUAUCUGGUAAUUUCUGGCUAAAACCGAGAAGGACCACUGAGUGCCAACCCAGGGACGUUGCAUUGUAGGCAGAUUGGUCUCCUUGGAUGGAGUGAGUUCAAAGCUGUUCAGGCAUCAGUUGCUUAUGAUUUUUCUGAAAAGAAAACCCAAUUUCCACUCUUCCUUUUCCUCCCUUCUUAUUCCAAUGAUCCUUAUUGCUGCUUAAGAGACAGUUUAAUAAAUGACCAUCCAACUUAGCGCAAGGGUUGGUUUUAGAAUAGAUGACAGGGAAUCUUAACUGAGUAGUGUCUUACUUCACUGCACAGCACAGCUAAUUCAGGGAAUGACAUAGAGGUGAGGAGAAAUAAUGCAGUUGGGUGGAGAAACUUUUGACUUAGACUCUGCCCAUUUUUAUUCAUAUAACUUACACAAGUGACUUUACACACAAGCUCCACUGAAGAAAAAAAAAGUGAAGUGCUGGAUUAAAUGGUUAAAACCCCCAUCCAGCCCCAUGAAACCACCGUAUAACGAUCUCUACUUUAAUUUCUUCUUUCAUAAGAGGCUUACUACUAUAACACAUUAGCUAUUUAUAUUGUAAGUCAGAGGGGCCCACAACAAUGAAUAAUCAAUUUGGAUUUUUCUCAUCCCCUUUGGGGGAAAUUAAAUUCAAGCCUCUCUCUUCAUCUGAAGUUUUACAACAAGCUUGGAAGAUGGCCAUGUUCAUCCACAGUUUGGUAUUUGGGGAUACAAACAAACUUCCUUUUAUAAAACUGUCCUUUGCCUAAGGCACUGUCCUAAUAGAAGUAGCAAUUCAGCUCAGGGAAAAAUGCUGCCAGAGUCAUCAUGAGGGGCCAGGAUGAACCUAUGGCCUGCCUCAAGGUCUUGCAUCAUUCCUCUUGUGGCAACAGGGCCCACUCCGAAUACCCUAAACACACAGUUUCCUCCAAACAGUCCUAAUUGCCAACCCAGUAUGGGAAUUUGGGAGCAUCUGGCAAAUCAACUUGAACACUCUUAUGAAACUGGUGCAAGACUUACGCAAAAACAGCGACUGUCUGUAAAUAUUCCCUUUCCACUGGUACGCAGACACGCACAGGGUGGGCCCGGGCCAACUCCUUUCUCUGGAGAGGUAUGCAGGGAUAUUUGGUUGAGUUCAUUUUCAAAUUUUCCUCUUGGUUUGCUAGUACAGUGGGCAUCACAUCACAGGUGGAGAAGGUCUAUCUUACAAGAAUAGACUUGUAUUGGUGAUCAUUGCCUUCUUCAAUGCCCAGAGUUUCUAGGCUGGAUAAAAUGCAUGGUCUGUCUGCAAGGUGCAUGUGACUGGCCAUGGCCUUUGAACAAUCUCUUGCACGUUCUGGUACUGCUGCAAUGGGCCACUGUUUGCAUCCUUGCUCUUUGUCCAAACUUCUGCUAAAUACGCAAUACGUUUGGUAUUAUUGUGUCGUGAGCACCUUUAUUGCCAGAGAAGACUUCAGCUCUGUAGAUGCGGGGCAGAGGGAUGUAAAGCUAGUACUAAAAGGAUCGAGUUAGUGUUUGUUUGUUUGUUCGUUUAAAUUUUUAGUGCAGAAGACCUGACACUAGAGCAUCAAGAAAAAGAUAUUUCUUAACGGAUCCAUAUAAGAAUGUAUGGAAAAGGAAGCGAAGCCCUCAAGUUCUUAUUUCAUUCACUCUAAAUAAUAUCCUGAGUAAUUACUGAUCAGCUUUUUUUUUUUUUUUUUCCAUGUCCAGCUUUGCCUCACCUUCUUACUUCUGGUGCAAAUAUCCAUUUUGAUAUUUUUUGAAGUCCUUCUGAUUAUUAUACAGGGCCCUUUUGUGCUGAGGAUAAAACCUGCUACUGGAACAGAUCCCGGUACCUUGCAGGGUCAGCAGUUGACCUAGAGCCUGGGUAGCAACAGGUCUCCAGUUCCUCCGGAGACACCUCCCAUCCCUGGGUGAGUGUUGGAACGUAACAGCUGACUGUGACCCUUGUCAUCGUUCCCCGUGGGGAUGGGGAUGAUGCAGCAGGAGAUUCGCUCCUUCUGGGGCUCCGUUUCUUCUCAUGGCAACCAUUUAGCUGCCUAGAAACAGCCUGUUGCCUUUGGUAGGAAAGAGAUGCACACACUAGCCAAGGAAGUUAGUCUAGCAUAUCUCUGAGUUUUCGCCUCCAUGGAGCAAAUUCUCUGAAGUGUAUGAUCAGAACGCUAGCACUGUUGUUGCUCACUUCUCCAGGAGAGUUAUUCUCCUUACUAGGAACUCAUCCUUUGGCAUCCAGAUCUUUCCAUAAACGACCUUCACUCCUUCCCUUCCUCCUUCCCCUGGGAAACCUCAGCAUUGCAUUUCCAUGUUGCACAAGACAGAUCAGGUAAUCUGCUCACUACAGAGAUUUGUAUAUAAAAAACUACUUUUGUGAGGAUUUUUGUAUAUUGUUUUUCUAUUUGUUUUCUACGGCUGGAGGAGAGAGCUGGCAAACUGUGAAUCUAAUUUGGUCUUGCUGCCCGCGGAUAUAUUUCGGCUUCCUGGUAAAAAUCUAUGUUACCAGGGACAAUAUAUUGCCCUCUGAUCAGUAUUGCAUCCCCCCCAAAAUUCCUCCAGUCCAACCUUACAUUCUUUUUUAAACAAAUCCGUGGGCUUCUUUGCUAUUAUUUAUAAAGAGCAUGAGAAAACAUAUUUAGAGUCCUGGAUAUUAUAUGGUUAAUAUUGAUUUAGCCUUUCAUUAUGUUAUAGGUUUGUAUCUAUUCUUCAUAAACCAUAAAGAACUCAGUGUAGACUGAAUUGAUCUAUUUAGUAUCUGUAAUUUUGCAGACAGAUAUCUUCUUAUGGUAUUUUCUAUAUAACCACAUAUGUAGAAUUACAACUAACUAAAGCACAAGACAUUUCUACAGCAAUUUAGAGCUGUCAGUUGUUUCCUGAGCAUACAGCCACAUUUGAAAAAUUUAAGAACCCAGUCCUUUGUGAUGCAAUGAACAAAAUGACCAUUAAGAACAAGGAGUCACUUCAAUCCCUUAGCUGGUUAGGAUAUGCAUUUAAACAAUUAGUCUUUUUAACUCCCGGAAUGGUGCUGACUCCUUAUUAUUUUUUUUAAAUUAAUUAAUUUAUUUAUUUUUGGCUGCAUUGGGUCUUCAUUGCUGGGCUUUCUCUAGUUGCGGUGAGCGGGGGCUACUCUUUGUUGCGGUGUGCGGGCUUCUCAUUGCAGUGGCUUCUCUUGUUGUGGAGCGCUGGCUCUAGGUGCACAGGCUUCAGUAGUUGUGGCAUGUGGGCUUCAGUAGUUGUGGCUCGCGGGCUCUAGAGCACAGGCUCAGUAGCUGUGGCGCACGGGCUUAGUUGCUCUGCAGCAUGUGGGAUCUUCCUGGACCAGGGAUCGAACCCGUGUCCCCUGCAUUGGCAGGCGGAUUCUUAACCACUGCACCACCAGGGAAGUCCCCUGACUCCUUAUUUUUGACACAAGGCCUUGUUUGCCCAGCUAAGCAUUCUAAUUUUGCUUUUCUCCAAGAAAAUGAGAAAUAAGGUGAUAAUAGUGGGAUCAUUUCUAUGUCAGAAUCUCCCAUGUCUUCCUAAUAAUUUACGUGAAAAUUGGUUUAGGAAAACUUUGAAUAGAGAGAUUGAGGGUGAGUGCAAGGAAGCAAAUCAGGACAGAUAUGUCGCAGUUCGUUCUUGCCAAGCAAAUUGGUGGUAAAUGUCACAUUGUUAUGUGAAUUGAGCACAUAUUUUUAAGAAAAAAAAUUACUGGUACCAGCUCUGAAGCAAUGCUCCAUCACUGGGGCUUUGAGUCACAUUGAAAUUGUUUAGAAGCAGCCCAGGUAGAUUCUGUCCUCAGGUGAGUAACAAUCUAUGUAAAUUUCCCCAAAAGGCAAAUCAAUAACGACUGCAAAGACAAGGGAGGAUCUUCCUUCCACCAAACACGCUUUCUGGUAUGGUUGUAGGGCUAGUAUUUUUGCUAUGUUUUAGGAGAAUAGUCAGUUACAUAGAAAGUGUACUGGUGUGUAUUUGAACCCGCCCCUCAUUGAGCAAACAGAUUAGAUGUGCCCUCAACUGGCAACGACUGUAUCUGUGAUUUUCAAGUACAGAUAGCUGUCAAGCAUGAAGUUCUUGUGUGUACACAGUAACACUUGGUUCACGCAUGAAGAACAGUGCCUAUGCACUUUGUGUAGCUAUAAUGUAGGUAUCUAUGUGUAAUUUCAGUGAAAUGGUAUAUAGAUGUAUUGUAAUUUAAUUUAAAUGUUAUUUUUGGCCGUUCAUCUAAGUGCAGUAGACAUGUUGGUUGUUGUUUUGAAAACCCUCCUUUUCCUUCUUAGAUAACUAGUAGUGAAUAAUUUUUCCUCUUCCUUAAAGUGACUUGGGAAUGUAUAUCAGUGAAGAACUUAUCUAUGAAUCCUUUGUACCGAUGGUUGUUUGAAAGUCUGUGUGUGUCCAGUAUCUUUGUAAAUAUGCAGUUCGGGGCAAAGGAGGGUUGAAUAUGUGUCAUGAUUCUUAGUGAAAGGUCAUCUGAAGUCUAUGUAGUGCCCGAUGAACGCAACUGUGGAACUUUUGAUUAUCUAGGCUUAGGUAGAGUUAGAAUGAGGACAUUUAUCUAUAGCCCUCCUUCGCUUGAUGGAUUGGGCUCAGAGAGACAAAAGGUUCGUCUCCUUCUGAGCAUGAGCAUGUUAGCAUCAUAUCCUUAGGUAAAGGUCUGUCUCUUUGGUUGCCAAAUACUGAUCAUGAUACUCAUGACUUAAAGGUUCUGAAGAGCCUCGUCCUCCUUGGUUUCUUGAGUCAGGGCACAGGAAAGACAUUCACUGACUAACUGCCAUGCAGGCAAAACCCCACAAAAGCACACUUCUGGUAGUAAAUUGCACAGUUGUCUCUAGAAAGAUAAGAGAAGCACAAGCAUGGUCAGUGUACAGCUUUGGGGUUGCAAAAAAAAAAAAAAAAAAAAAAAAACAACUGGUAAAGCACAGAUCCCACAUAUGUGAAGGGAGUAGGACCUCUACCUAGUAGGCUUUGUGUGUGUGUUUCAAGUGGUUGAAGAGGGGGUUCAAUGCAAUUAUAUACCUGCCUCCAAAACACACAUUCUGUCUAAUUAUCACUAAAUGGAAUGCUGUGGGGUCUAUAUUUCCUGUAACCCCUUUUUCCUCUGUAAGGACAGAGAAUGGCCAUGUGCAGCUGGGAACACUGAGUGCCCCUCUCUUUUCACAAGAGGAGUGAAGCUUAAGAGAUCCUCUGAGGGCACAAAGCACAUUAAUUUUCAGUGUCUUCUCCAAUGAUUGGAGUGAAGGAAUGUAAAUGUGAACAGACAGAUUUUUUUUCCCUAAGCAUGUGGCUUCUUCAACUCCCGUCAAAUUCAGGAUGAAACCUUACCGAAAGAAAGCUAACCUUUAGGCAGGAUUCCCUUUGAAGAUUCUUGUGUGUCCAGAAUGAAAGAUAAGAAUAAUUGUUUCCCUCACAUUCACAAUCCCCAUUGGUCUAAAGUCAUGUAACAAUAGAGCAUCUAUAGCACAUAGUGUUUAAAGACUAAUGAAUGAAAAAAGAUAAAAACUUCAACUAAUUUUGGGGGUGUUUCUUACAUAUGGUACUAGGAAAUGCCUUGUUGGCAAAGCACAUUUUGGGUAGUUGAAGUAUUUUGUUCUCACCUUUAGCUUUCUAAGCUUUCUUACAAUGUGGACUGAUUACUGUAACAUUACAUGUGUAAAAUAACUGGAUAUUCUUUAUAUACGGGAAAUAAUCUGUAAAUCCAAUAUUUCACUAAGUGUUUUAACUUUUAUGUAUAUAUCUCUCAUCAAUAAAUGUGGAUUCCAAUUUC
This is a messenger RNA of Balaenoptera acutorostrata (minke whale), 11547 nucleotides long. It is a transcript of the gene SLC1A2, whose product is annotated as solute carrier family 1 member 2. Gene Ontology annotation, biological process: L-glutamate transmembrane transport. Gene Ontology annotation, cellular component: plasma membrane. The transcript has 11 exons. The record is from RefSeq and is a predicted model, not a curated record. The coding region runs from base 54 to 1778 and encodes 574 amino acids. NCBI's taxonomy places the organism in Eukaryota, Metazoa, Chordata, Mammalia, Artiodactyla, Balaenopteridae. Gene Ontology annotation, molecular function: glutamate:sodium symporter activity; neutral L-amino acid transmembrane transporter activity; L-glutamate transmembrane transporter activity.